Molecule: messenger RNA, 825 nt
Organism: Trichophyton verrucosum HKI 0517
Lineage: Eukaryota; Fungi; Ascomycota; Eurotiomycetes; Onygenales; Arthrodermataceae
Exons: 3
Coding region: 1-825 (274 amino acids)
Source: RefSeq, a predicted model, not a curated record
AUGGCCACAGCAGGCCGACAAGCUUCUUUGGAGGUGAUCUACAACACCCAUACUAACCAUGUUUCAGAUCGGUCGAAUGGCCAAUACUACCAACGAGGUGGCUACGACAGCUACUCGGUCUCCCGUGGCUACCAGUCAAGACCAGAAAGCUACGUCGAUGCGUACGGCAACGGCUACGGCUCGGCCGUGGAUAUGAGCCAGUAUAACUACAGCAACCAACGUCCUGCUCGAGCCGGACCUCCCCGCCAGGCUCCUCCACCUCGCACUAACUCAGACCCUAACUACGCCUACAGCUCUUACCCAACACACUACCCCAGCAAUGCCAGCUCUUACUACCCCCAGCCGCAGUACCAGGGCCAGCAGGACAACCCGAACUCCAACUCUCCCUCGGGCUCCGGCGGUAGAUCUGUGGACCACUGGGUAAACUCAACGGAUCCGAGCUCUGUCAAUAGUUCCAUGGAUAGGUUGGCUCAGCAGCAGCAACAACAACAACAAAAUCAUCCCCAAGGCCAGAAGUAUGAUGACCAGCCUGCCGAGUCAUAUGGGUUCGCUGGCUUCGGCACCGAUCCACAGCUAGAGCAGUCCCAGCAGCUCAUGAAUUCCGGCCAGGAGAACAUCUACAGUGCGCCUCCUCAGCAGCAAAUAAGACAACAGUACCAGGCUCCUCCUCCCGUUCCCCGGAAGGAAGUUCCCGUUGCCGUUCCUCCCCCGGCUGUGACAGGAGCAACACUGCAGGAAGCAGGACUUGAUCCAGCCAUGUACGAUUACAAAACACAACAAACCAAAAAGCCUACGCAUUUACUUUUUUCUUUCCUUUCCUCUUAA